ACUAAAUGUUAAACUAGGCCAGUUAUCAAAAUAUUGUGAACCUGUAAACAUACAAUCAAUACCACUAACUGUGUUUACACAUUCAAAACCAAAAAUAAAAGCAAAAUGGCGACCGUAAAAGCAAAAGUGAUAACUGGAUUACCGCUGCAUCAUGCGAUAUCUCAGGAAGCAUUAGGAGUUCAACUUUAUCAAAGAUUAAAAGCGAACUAUCACACUGAAUCACCAGCAAUGAUUAACGUUGUUUCCAAUGAAACGUUAUCAUUUCGUAAUUUAUUUGUUAUGACCUGUAAACUUGGCGAAUGGAUGCGUCGACAAGGUUUAACACAAAACGAUGUGAUUUUAAUGUGUUGUGAAAAUGUAAUGGAAUAUUUCGUGCCGGUUAUUGCUGCAAUGUAUUCGUGUAUUAUCGUUGCAAAUGCAAAUCCAGCAUACAGCGAAAGAGAACUUCAACAUGCUAUAAACCUUUCAAAACCAAAACUAAUAUUUUGCUCAAAAGCAAAUUAUGCAAAAUUUCACAGAAUAAGAAACUAUAUUAGAGUUAUCAUCCUUGACGAUGUUUAUGAACUUGUAAAGAGUAUUAAUAUUGAUCCAUUGCGAUUCAUUCCGAAACAUUGCAAUGUUUAUGACCAAACUGCUGUGAUUUUGUUUUCUUCUGGGACUUCCGGUUUGUUUAAAGCUGUGAUGUUGACGCAUCAAAAUUAUAACGCACGAAUUAAUCAGGCACAGGAUCCACGUUUAUCAACGACAACAGGUGAUUCUGUAAUAUUAUUUCUUCCAUUUUUCCACGCUUAUGGAUUUGCUAUAAUUCUAUCAGAUCUGUUUCAUGGAAAAUGUGUGCAUUUCAUGCACAAAUUCGAAAUCUCUUCAUUUCUAUCCGCUAUAGACAAGCACAAAAUAACAAUGUUACCAGUUGUACCUCCAGUGCUUAUAAUGUUGUCCAAAUCAGCUUUAACCUCAAAAUAUAACCUCACAUCCGUUGUUAAUAUUCUAUGCGGUGCUGCCCCCUUGAGUGCAGAAACUGAAGUAGCUAUACGCAAAAUAUUCCCGAAUGCAAUUAUCCGUCAAGGUUAUGGUCUCACCGAAGGAACAUUCGCUGCAACAUUGUUUUAUGCAAAAGAUUUAGACACUAAACAUGGAUCUGUUGGUACUGCAAUGCCAGGCACUGAGAUUAUAGUCCGUGAUCCGGAUACUGGUGCUUUAAUGGGCCCACAUCAAGUUGGAGAGUUUUGUAUCAAAGCACAAACAGUGAUGAAGGGUUAUUUAGGCAACCCAGAAGCCACUAAAAAUACAUUUACGGAUGAUGGAUUUUUACGUUCAGGAGAUAUGUGUUACUACGAUGAGGAUGGAUAUAUUUAUAUAGUUGAUCGAUUGAAGGAGUUGAUCAAGUACAAAGCCUUUCAGAUUGCACCAGCAGAAUUAGAAGCGUUGUUGGUAACGCAUCCGAAAGUAUUGGAUGCUGCGGUUAUAGGUAAACCGGAUGAUGUUGCCGGUGAAGUACCUUUAGCUUUUGUUGUUCCAAGAAGUGAAGGUGUUACUGAGCAGGAGAUUAUUAAAUUUGUCAAAGACAACGCUGCGGCGUAUAAAUCUUUAAGAGGUGGUGUGCGUUUUCUUAAAAGUAUUCCCAAAAGUGUGAGUGGAAAGAUUUUAAGAAGAGAAUUGAGAGAAUUGAUUAAAACACAAUCACAUUUUUGUUCAGUAAAAGUGUGUUACAAAGUAAAUACUGCGAUGUCUGUUCUUGCAAACAAACCAUUUGGCAGUUUAAUUUAUGAAUUGCUAAGAAAACAUGUGGAAACUUCCAAAGAUAAAGUUGCAUUUAUUAACGUGGAGAAUAAAACCCAACUUUCAUAUAAAGAGAUUGUGGAAAAAAGUGCCUCAGUUAUUAGCUUGCUGACUGAUAUGAAAUCGUUGGAAUGCAUUGAUCGUGUAGCGAUUUGUUCCGAAAAUAAUCUGAAUUACUUCAUUCCAGUUUUGGGCUGUUUAUAUCUGGGUUGCCCGAUUGUGAACAUAAGUCACACCUACGCAAAAAUUGAAUUGUUAAAUGCAUUGAAUACAACAAAGCCAAGUGUUGUCUUUUGUUCACGUGCAAUGUUUGCAGUGAUUUCUUCUGUUUGUGUUGAUAAUAAUUUAGAAUUUGUCAAGAAAAUAAUAGUUUUGGAAGAUAUUGAUUAUUCUGAUGCUAAUAAUACAAAACCGGAUAUUGUGGAACUUGAUAAUCAUGAUUUGGUGGCUGCAAUGAUGUUUUCUUCAGGGACCACUGGAUUGGCAAAGGCAGUGAUGUUAAAACAUGAAAAUAUUUCUUAUUUUUACAAUCAAUUUCAAGAUGAAAACUUGUUAUUAUCGCACGUUUUGAAUACAUUAGUAAUAGUGCCGUUUUCGCAUGCCUACGGAUUUAUAAUGACUUUAGUUUUACUUGCAACCGGUAAAACUGUCAAAUUCAUGACGAAAUUUAACGAAGAUAUAUUUUUGCGAAGCGUUGAAGAAUAUCAAAUUGAUUCUUUGACAUUAGUGCCGCCAUUAAUGGUUUGGAUUGCAAAAAGUCCUAAAGUUAAUGAAUAUGAUUUAUCUUUGGUUAAAUAUAUUGUUUCUGGAGGUGGACCUCUUGCUGAAAACGUGAUUGAAGCAAUUACAAAACGUUUACCAAAUAUUACUAUUGGUCAAGUAUAUGGAAUGACAGAAGUAACUCUAGCUGCAACCUGCACACCUCUUGAUUAUAACCCUGCAAAAGCAUUUUCCGUAGGUAAAGCUUUACCAGGUGUUAAAAUUGCAAUUCGUAGCACAUCGCUUGUUGCUGAAACAUUUUUGGGUCCUAAUGAAAUUGGAGAAGUAUUAAUGAGUGGGCCAAUAGUAACAAAAGGCUACUAUAAAAAUACCGAAGAAACUGAGAAUACUUUUCUUAAUAAUGGUUAUGUUGCAUCUGGUGAUUUAGGUUAUGUUGACAACGAUGGAUAUUUAUAUAUUGUUGAUAGGGUAAAGGAUUUGAUAAAGUAUAAUGCUUUCCAAGUUCCUCCAGCUGAACUGGAGGGUUUACUUUUGACUCAUGGAGAUGUUAUUGAUGCUGCUGUGGUUGGGUUAAAAGAUGAUACUCAUGGUGAAUUACCUUUUGCUUUUAUUGUUAAGAAAGCAAAUAGUGAGUUGACAGCGAGUGAUUUACAGGAAUUUAUUCAAAAACUUGUUUCAUAUCCUAAAUACCUCAGAGGUGGCGUUCAAUUUGUUGAUUCAAUCCCAAAAACGCCUGUUGGAAAAAUUCUACGACGUGAAUUACGGGAUUUGAUAAAUCGUGUUAUUGUUUAAUUAAUUAUUUGUUAAGUUUAUUAUAUUUUGUUUACAGGUGUUGGUUAUUUGGGCUAAAAAACAAAUAUUAAUAAUAAAAAUCACGUUUUUGUGUA
Messenger RNA from Dalotia coriaria, 3386 nucleotides. RefSeq names its product luciferin 4-monooxygenase-like. The transcript has 10 exons. The record is from RefSeq and is a predicted model, not a curated record. NCBI's taxonomy places the organism in Eukaryota, Metazoa, Arthropoda, Insecta, Coleoptera, Staphylinidae. Gene Ontology annotation, biological process: fatty-acyl-CoA biosynthetic process; long-chain fatty acid metabolic process. Gene Ontology annotation, molecular function: long-chain fatty acid-CoA ligase activity. The coding region runs from base 106 to 3291 and encodes 1061 amino acids.